AUGGAAUGUUUUUAUAGAAGUAAACCAUUUGAUGAAAAUGGAAAACCUAGCAGAGGAUACAGGCAAAGAAUGUUCAGAGAAUGGAGGAAUAGAGGAGGGUUUGAGUCGACUGAGCAACGCAUAAGUGACCAGGCCAGAGCCAUCAGAAAGAACGGUUGGCUUUCAGAACUUGUGUUUGAAGUGAUAAAAAGAAGUGUUAUAGAGGAAGAGGAAAGAGAAGCUAAUAACGAUGUGGAGGAUGGUAGAGAGCAGGUCGAUAACGAAAACUUAAUGGAUGUCGAUGUUGAGGAAAAUAUGGUAAAUGAUGUAAAUGUGGAGGAAAACGAUCAUCAAAAUGGAGGUUUUGUUACCAAAGAUAGAAUGUUAGAGAAUAUCUUGUCUGAAAGUCAAAGGGAAAUCGUUGAGAACCUAAGAGAAAUUCAUGUUGAAAAGAAAACAGCAGAAGGAAUAUCAUUUAAAAAGGUUGAUAAGAACAAACUGAAGAGAGAAAUGAAUAGAGUAAAUCAAGUGAUUCGUCAUAUUGAAACCAAAAACAUCACAGAAACUAAUGAAUUAAUAAAGGCAGCAACUGUAUGGGUUGGAGAACAGCUAGGGUUAAAGAAGACGGAAUUUAGAGCUAAGAAAGCUCCUCGGUGGAAACGCCGCAUUGAAGAUGAUAUUAAAAGAAUAAGGAAAGAUGUAAACAUAUUAGCGAGAGAGUUAAGAGGCGAGCUCAAGCACAAGAAAAGUGAAAAAUUGCAGAGACUGGAAGAGAAAUAUCGGGGGAAUAAGAAAGGCAUUAAAACUGUCGUUGAAGAAUUGAAACAAAGGAUGAUUGCCAGAAGUGCAAAAAUUAAAGGAUACGAUCAAAGGAUUAACCAGUUCAGACAAAAUCGAAUAUUUAGUGUUGACCAGAAAAAAAAUCUACAAGGAACUGAAUGGAGGUGA
Molecule: messenger RNA, 927 nt
Organism: Penaeus indicus
Lineage: Eukaryota; Metazoa; Arthropoda; Malacostraca; Decapoda; Penaeidae
Exons: 1
Coding region: 1-927 (308 amino acids)
Source: RefSeq, a predicted model, not a curated record